AUGGCGAUGCGGCCUCGCCGCCCGCGCAAGGUCGCGGACGGCUCUGGCGAGCCGGCAGCCCGCGGCAAGCAGCAGCACUCGAGGAGCGGAGCAGGUGAGUCUCGUGGCGGCGGCGGCGAGGAGAGCGACGGGGAGGGAGGGGCGCCGGAGGCCGGCGAGCCCGCCGAGAAGAAGGCGCGCUUCGUCUGGACGCCGGAGAUGCACCUUCGGUUCGAGCGGGCCGUCCACAAGCUCGGCGUGCCGCACGCGAAGCCGCAGGCCAUCCGGCAGCUGAUGGGAUGCGAGGGGGAGGAGUACGCGCCGACGCGGCAGAACAUCAAGUCGCACCUCCAAAAGUACCGCCAGAGCCGGCAGAACUCGAGCCACGCCGCCGACGGGCCGACCUGGGGCGGCGCCUUCCUCGGCCUGGCGGCUAGCGGGCUCGGCGCGAGCCAGGCGGGCGCGCUGCAGGGCCUCGCUUCGCCGCUCGGGCAGUCCCAGCCCAUCGACGUGCCAGAGGUAUCUUCGCAGCUCGAGGUCUUCGGCGGCUUCGACGGCAUGGACAGCUCCGUCGGCUGA
Messenger RNA from Emiliania huxleyi CCMP1516, 558 nucleotides. RefSeq lists its product as hypothetical. Gene Ontology annotation, biological process: regulation of DNA-templated transcription. The transcript has 2 exons. The record is from RefSeq and is a predicted model, not a curated record. Gene Ontology annotation, molecular function: DNA binding; DNA-binding transcription factor activity. Lineage: Eukaryota; Haptophyta; Isochrysidales; Noelaerhabdaceae. Bases 1 to 558 code for a protein of 185 amino acids.